UCCCUCAAGUACGACGCUUGGAGGCUACGCCUGGACAAUCGAAGGGCUUGACGGUUUCCUCCUCUCCGUCAUAUCCAAAGUCGGCCGUCGACGAUGAAUCUGCUACGUCGAUGCUUUGGACGAAUCCGACGAGAAACAGGUCAGGUCGAUGGUGGCGGGCUUCGAAAGCCUCGGACAACGCGCUGCCAGGUCUGGCAACGUGGCCCGGCUCCGGCUUCUCCUCGAUCGCGGCGCCAAAGUUAACACGAGAAACGAUGCAUGGGUUACGAGGAUUCGCCUCUCAUAUUAGCUAGCCGCGGUGGGUGGGGUGCCAGCGUGCAGCUGCUCCUCGACAGGGGGGCCUUCGCCGAUGUAAGAGACUGCAAUGGUAGGACGCCACUGUGGAACGCUGCUAGCCUCGGGCACCGAGACGUCGCGAAGCUUCUCGAUUCGGGCGCUGAUGUCGAUUUGAAAGACUCGGGCGGUCACACCCCGCUCUGGGCUGCGUGUGCUAGCUUGGUCGAGAACGAGGUCGGGGAGACAACAGGAAUCCAUGUGCCGCUCGAUCGAAUUGCCAGCGCCAUUGCCAUCGACACUUAUGCCAGCGACAUUGGUGCUGGCGGCGACGUUGAUGCUAGCGAUGACGUUGAUGCUAGCGGCGACGCUAGUGCCGCCGAUAUCGACUGGACGGGUAACCAAUACUGUGCACUACCGUCACCAGCCGCCACCAGUCAUAGACGCUUGGGUGUCGUGAAACUGCUCCUUGACGAGGGCGCUGAUAGAGAAUCUAUGCUUCUCAAUGCGGUAACUUAAAGUUUCAUGGCUUCCAAAGAGCUAGAAUUCUAGCUCCAAAACAAUGUGCGUGGC
This is a messenger RNA of Lasiosphaeria miniovina, 846 nucleotides long. Its product is annotated as ankyrin repeat-containing domain protein. Bases 259 to 792 code for a protein of 177 amino acids. The transcript has a single exon. The record is from RefSeq and is a predicted model, not a curated record. Lineage: Eukaryota; Fungi; Ascomycota; Sordariomycetes; Sordariales; Lasiosphaeriaceae. Gene Ontology annotation, molecular function: protein binding.